Beta vulgaris subsp. vulgaris (sugar beet) is the source of this 1562-nucleotide messenger RNA. Its product is annotated as heptahelical transmembrane protein 4. Gene Ontology annotation, molecular function: signaling receptor activity. Bases 218 to 1444 code for a protein of 408 amino acids. The record is from RefSeq and is a predicted model, not a curated record. The transcript has 4 exons. Lineage: Eukaryota; Viridiplantae; Streptophyta; Magnoliopsida; Caryophyllales; Amaranthaceae. Gene Ontology annotation, cellular component: membrane.
GUUUUUGGAUUGCAUGGCACAAAAGCCCUGGCUCAAAGCUUCACAGAUGUAAAUUUUGGCCAUUUGUUGACACCGUCGCUAACAUUUGUUCACAACUUUGCUAAAAUUCCUUUGCAAAUCUUCAAAAUUCAUAUCUUAUUUUCUUCAUUGCAUCGAUUUCAGAUAUUAUUUCUUAAUCGCUUCAUCAUCCCCGAUUUAUCAUCAAUUCAAUUUCAAGAUGGUUUCUUCAUCACAAAUACUCAACAAACAAUCUGACUAUGAAGAUGAGGAGAAAAUCUCCUUAAGGGAGAAGAAGGGAAAAAAGUUAUGGAGGAAAGUUAGAUAUCAGCUUACAGAGUACCAUUCCUUGCCUGCAUAUCUUAGAGACAAUGAGUACAUUUUGGGUCAUUAUCGGUGUGAAUGGCCAUUGAAACAGUUGUUAUUGAGCAUCUUCACGAUCCAUAAUGAGACUCUUAAUGUUUGGACGCAUCUGAUUGGAUUCUUUCUUUUCCUGACCCUGACCAUAUACACAGCCACUAAAGUCCCGGAUGUCGGGGAUUACUACCCUUUGCAACACUUCGCUGAGAUGCUCAAGAAAGCUGGCUUGCACGAUGUUCACUCCAAGCUUGUGAAAUGUGUUCCGUCCUUGUCUAGCAUUCCUAACUUUAGUACUCUAAAGGGUGAAUUGAGGGCAUCUCUUCCUUACAUCAAUGCGCUGUCAUCAGUUUCUGGGUGGCACAUUAUAGAAAAUCUGGCAAAGUGCUUACCUGAGAGUUUCUCCCAUCUGAAUCAGACUCGUGAUUAUUUAUUGUGGAGCAUGAAAGACAGUUUACUCAACACAAUUGCACCCAUGUCAUUCCACCCAAUCACAAGAUGGCCCUUCUAUGCCUUCUUGGGUGGAGCCAUGUUCUGCUUGCUUGCCAGCAGCGCUUGCCAUUUGCUUUGCUGCCACUCAGAACGCCUUUCUUAUAUUAUGCUUAGGCUUGACUAUGCUGGUAUUGCAGCCCUCAUUGCAACCUCAUUUUACCCUCCGGUUUAUUACUCGUUUAUGUGCAACCCAUUUUUCUGCUACCUCUACUUAUCCUUCAUAACAAUAUUGGGGAUUGCAACCAUUGUUUUCUCUCUAUUCCCCGUCUUCCAGAAACCAGAAUACAGGAGCAUUCGUGCGUCCUUGUUCUUUGGCAUGGGCUUCUCUGGUGCUGCUCCCAUCUUACACAAGCUGAUAUUGUACUGGCACCAGCCUGAAGCACUGCAGACCACUGGUUAUGAGAUUUUGAUGGGUUCAUUGUAUGGCCUUGGAGCUUUCAUUUAUGCUAAAAGGAUACCUGAGCGAUGGAGGCCGGGGAAGUUUGAUAUAGCAGGUCAUAGUCAUCAGCUUUUUCAUAUUCUGGUGGUUGCUGGAGCUUACACACAUUAUCAUACUGGACUCGUUUAUCUUAAUUGGAGAGAUCUUCAUGGUUGUUGAUAAAUCUAUAAUUUAAGGCAUACACUGAUUGUAAAUCACCUAGAAAGUGUACACUAUAAGAAGCAAGUUCAAUUUCCUACUGAACUUGCUGCUCUUCCUACUUUUCUUUUUUGCAUUA